GAAGCGAAUCCAAGGUGGAUUCUCCGGGGAUCCCGGGCCGUGAGCCGGAGGGAGGUGCCGAGCUGCUCCUGGGGAAGCUGGAAACACGGAGCAUGAUGGAAUCCCGGAUCAAACGGCUGGCCACGACGCUGAUGGACGCCACGACGGACAAGGAGCCGCUGGUGCAGGAGCAGAUCUACGAGGCCCUGUGCGUGCUGGGCGAGGCCGAGCCCGAGGAGAUCCUGCACUCCUGCGACGAGUACCUCCGGCAGCACGACAAGCUGGCCUAUCCCCACCGGGUGAUCAUCCUGAAGGCCAUGGAGACGGUGGUGAGGAACAACAUCGACCUGCUGGACAAGAGCACGGCCAAGGUGGUGAUUUUCCUGGCCUCCAGCGAAAUGACCAAGUCCAAGGGAUGGGCCGAGCUCCUCCGGGCAGGGAGGGAGGGUUGGGUGGAGAUUCUGUUCCUUGUGGAGCUCUGGGAAGCCCCCCUGGGUGUGGGUUUGGGGGUCCCUGGAUGUCCCUCCGUGUCCCUGCAGCUCAGGCUGGCCGUGGUGGAGGCCCUGGGGCCCAUGAGUUACCUGAUGCCCAGCGAGAAGCUGGAGGAGCAGCUCCCAAAGCUCAUUCCCGGCAUCCUGGGCCUCUACAAGAAACACACCGAGGCCUUUUACAUCUCCAAGAGCCUGUCCCAGAUCCUGGAGGCCUCGGUGAACAUCGGCAGCCGCAGCCUGGACGUGCAGCUGGACGCCCUGCUGGGGACCCUGCACCCCCAG
Empidonax traillii (willow flycatcher) is the source of this 752-nucleotide messenger RNA. RefSeq names its product maestro heat-like repeat-containing protein family member 1. The record is from RefSeq and is a predicted model, not a curated record. The annotation marks the transcript as partial. NCBI's taxonomy places the organism in Eukaryota, Metazoa, Chordata, Aves, Passeriformes, Tyrannidae. Gene Ontology annotation, cellular component: cytoplasm. The transcript is spliced from 6 exons.